Fundulus heteroclitus (mummichog) is the source of this 791-nucleotide messenger RNA. It is a transcript of the gene smpx, whose product is annotated as small muscle protein X-linked. The coding region runs from base 196 to 465 and encodes 89 amino acids. Lineage: Eukaryota; Metazoa; Chordata; Actinopteri; Cyprinodontiformes; Fundulidae. Gene Ontology annotation, cellular component: M band; muscle tendon junction; costamere. The record is from RefSeq and is a predicted model, not a curated record. The transcript has 5 exons.
AAUCCUUCUGCCACAAACGAGGCAGCGUCGGCGAAAGAGAAAGGGCAGACAGGAGAGGCUAAAGAGAAAAAGAAAGCAGAUGGAAAGCUGAGAGGCUGCGAAGGGAAAGUAGCCACACAGAAGGAGUGCGUUCAAGCGUCAGACGGCACCAAGUUACUUCAUCAGGUGGUCAGCGGACACACCGAGGGGGGGAUUAUGUCCAAACCUUCGACCAACGUGAAGGCCUUACAGGCUAAUUUGAACAUCCCGAUGGGGGCUCUGCGUCCAGGGGCGGGGCUUCCUGUCAAGAGGAGAGAGGAGACAGUGGACACAGAAGAGGGUCAACCACCAGAACUACCAAUGCGCCCCGUGACACCGGAGGAGAGGAAAAAUUUGCCAGGGGCAGUGAAGUUACCGGGCCCUACCGUCAACCUAUCAGAGCUACAAAACAAAAAGAGUGAACUACGAUGGGUCACCAAGGAAUAACAUGAGACUAGUGCCAGCCGGAGAAGAUGGACGAUAAUCUUCACAGACUCAGACUUGCCCUCUGCCGCUAAAGAGCAGCAACACUGCCGCCUCAAGAAACCGGGGGAACUCCGACAGUCGGUUUAAAAUCACCUUUAAAAACUCUCCCUGAGUCGAUAUUUUUGAAUAUUAAAAUACACAAUUAUGCAGAUUUAUACUAACAAAGUAGAAAUAUCCUGUUGUGCUGCAGUCUGGGGUUGCACUCACUAAAUAAGAUGAGUGGUGUUGUUAGCCAUUAUUUAAGUAUUUUAGUGCUUGCUUAGUUUAAAGAAUCCUCCUUUAUACCA